AUGAAUGAACAAUUUCGAAAGUUUCUAUUAAAUCAAGAGAAAUCUGAUGUUCAAUAAAAGAAGUCAGAUAGUGCACCUUAAAUUAGAUUAAAAAUAUAAUCUAAAAGGAAAACUAAUGUGGAUUUGGGUUUAGAAACAUUUGUAUAAAAGAAAGUAAAAUAAGAUGAAAAAGAAGAUAAGAAACAACCAAAUCUUAUGGAAAAAUUAUAGAUGAAUCCUAUCGAUUUAGUAAAAUCAACUAAAUAAUAUUCUUAUGGCAAUUAUAAAAAAUAUUAUCAUCUAAGAUUAUAACAAAAAUGGGAAGAUCCUAGAUUAACAAUUUUAGAUAGUAUUUAUUUUGAAAAUAAAUCAAUUCUUGAUAUUGGUUGUAAUGAUGGAACUUUGACUUUAUUAAUUGCACUUAAGUUUAAAAUUUAUUAAUUUCAAAGGCAUUAUCCUAAAUUGAUUAGAGGAAUAGAUAUUGAUUAUACUUUGAUUAAUAAAGCAAUAGAGUAGAUGGUCCAUUUGGAUGAUUAAUAAAAGAAAAUUUAGAAAUAAGAAUUCAAACCAAUUAUUGAGGAUUUACCUGUUAGUUUUGAUAAAUAUAUGGAAUAACCUAGUUAAUAUUAAUUAUAAUAUUAGUGUCUAAAGCAAUUGAAUAAUAAUACAUUCAUUAGACUAUAGAAGAUAUGAAUAAAUAGAAUGAACAUAAUAAUAAUAGUAUUUUAUUUAAUUAGAUAGCAAAGAACAAUAUAUUUCCACAUAAUGUUUAUUUUCGAGUAUAAAACAUAAUUGGUAAUAAAAAGUAUGAUGAAAAAUAUGAUACAAUAUUAUGUUUAUCAAUUACUAAAUGGAUUCAUUUGAAUUUUGGAGAUAUAGGAAUCAAGAGAUUAUUUAAGACAAUUUCUAAUUUUUUGAAUGUAGGUGGUCAUUUAAUUUUGGAACCAUAAGAAUGGAAGAGUUAUAAAAAGAAGAAAUAUUAUAGUUCUGAAUUUAAGUAAAAUUAUAAAGAAAUACAAUUAAAACCAUAAGAUUUCUCAAAAGUAUUGGAGAAAGAAUAUAAUUUUAAAUUAAUAUAAUAGAUAAAUCCAGAUGAUGAGAGUGCAAUAAAAAAAUCUAAAAGUACAUUUAGAAGACCAAUUUUAAUAUUUGAAAAGUAGAAUGAGAUUUGA
Messenger RNA from Paramecium pentaurelia, 1151 nucleotides. Lineage: Eukaryota; Ciliophora; Oligohymenophorea; Peniculida; Parameciidae. The record is from the annotation of a GenBank genome assembly.